Apus apus (common swift) is the source of this 6754-nucleotide messenger RNA. RefSeq names its product paxillin (gene PXN). NCBI's taxonomy places the organism in Eukaryota, Metazoa, Chordata, Aves, Apodiformes, Apodidae. Gene Ontology annotation, biological process: endothelial cell migration; substrate adhesion-dependent cell spreading; transforming growth factor beta receptor signaling pathway. The record is from RefSeq and is a predicted model, not a curated record. The coding region runs from base 152 to 3679 and encodes 1175 amino acids. The transcript has 16 exons.
UCGGCAGUCACAAGGAAGGACGGGUGUCCUGACGCUCGGAGCCCCCUCUGCCCAUCCCUGCAGAGCACGAACCACCCCCCCAUCUUGGCAGAAAGAGCUCCAUCCCCUUGCAUGAUGUCCAUGUGGCACAGCACAGAGGACACAUUCUGCAAUGAAGUCAUUGUCACCACUCUGCAGUUUCAAGUCACUCUCUGCAAAGUGCACAGACGCCUUACUGGCAGACCUGGAAUCCACCACUUCACAUAUCUCCAAACGACCAGUGUUUCUAACAGAGGAAACACCUUACUCCUAUCCAACUGGAAACCACACGUACCAGGAGAUUGCUGUGCCACCCCCAGUGCCUCCCCCACCUUCCAACGAGGCCUUGAAUGGCUCUGUGAUUGACCCUGUGGACCAGUGGCAACCCAGCACAUCCAGAUACGUCCACCAGCAACCUCAGUCCCAGUCUCCUAUAUACAGCUCUAGUGCCAAAAGCUCCAGUGCCUCAGUUCCCAAGGACGGGCUCAGCUCUCCUCCCCGUGCCAGUGAAGAGGAACACGUCUACAGUUUCCCCAACAAGCAGAAGUCUGCAGAACCGUCUCCCACAAUGACCAGCUCCUCUCUGGGCAGCAACCUCUCAGAACUGGACAGACUUCUUCUGGAACUGAAUGCUGUUCAACAUAAUCCUGCCAGUGGCUUCCCAGCAGAUGAAGCCAGCAAAAGCCCAUCACUGCCCAGUGUGAUUGGACCUCACUAUGUUGUCCCUGAGAGCAGCAGCCCUGUGGGAGGGAAGGCUGCACCCCCCACCAAAGAGAAGCCAAAGAGAAAUGGUGCACGUGGAAUUGAGGAUGUGCGUCCCAGCGUGGAGAGCCUGCUGGAUGAGCUGGAGAGCUCAGUGCCAAGCCCAGUCCCUGCAAUCACUGUGAGCCAGGGGGAGGUGAGCAGCCCCCAGCGCGUCACCGCCAGCCAGCAGCAGACCCGGAUAUCGGCUUCUUCAGCCACACGAGAACUGGAUGAGCUGAUGGCAUCUCUCUCUGACUUUAAGACUAGUUCCACUAUGUCUCUGAUUUCUGAACCUGCUCUAGAACCAGUUCCCAGUUCAGCAGAUGCAGAUUCCAACAACUCUUCUCACAGCUUAGCAGUGCAGUCCCAUUCCAAACACCCUUCUGCAGUGCACAGUGAGGACUCAGCAGUGCCAGCUGCUGCCCCCUCAGCGGUCCUCUGUGUGGAGAAGGGCAGUAACACUGUAGUUCUGCCUGCUUCUGGGUAUUCUGCUGCUCCUCCACGUAUCCCCUCUUUGCCACAAAUGGUCCCUGUGCCCCCACCACGAGUCUCUUCAGGUUCUGCUAUUUGUGGGGAGCAGAUGAGCUCUGCAAGUUUGGUUCAGCCGAGCAGGAAGUCUGACUCUUCUAGAGGUGUUUUCCAGGCUGUGCCAGCUUCUAGUGUGGAGCUUCUGAGUAGAUCUGCACGAGGCCUAGAGAAUGAUUUGGCAAAGGAGCCUGAGAAGAAAGAGCAGAGAACUGACCCCAAAGUCUCCAGUGUACCCAUUUCAAACACUUUAAAUGGUCGAGGGAAAGGGCAGAUACCUAAAGAGCUGAAUCAGCAGAAAGCAUUCAGAGACAGCUCAGCCCUUCCUUCUCAGGGCAGAAAUGUGGAAACAGCUUUAGAUGAGCUAUGGGCCCUGGAGCUGCCUACAAAUAUGCCAGAGGUACAUGCAAUGAAUGACAGCAUUUUGAAUCCUGUCUAUGAACCUUCUGUUGUGGCCCUGGAUCGGGGGCAUGUCUUUCCAGACACUAAAAACCAGUUGGGCUUUGUAGCAAAGCAAGGACAGGAGCUAAAGGCUGAAGUACCACAUGAAACCAAGGUAGAUGAUUGUCCUGAUCUGGCCAAGAAGAGGCAGGGCAGGGAAAGAACUCCUAGGAAGGCUGGCGCUGCUGACAAGAACAAAACUGGAGGACACCAGGAAAAUGAGCAGUUCAGAAGCUCUGCAGUUGCUCCAGAAUCUCCAGAAAACGUUUGGAAAGCUGAAUGGGAUCUGCCAUGCAUCUCCAAACCACCCAUUGAGAGGAUUUCUGCAUCAGGCCAGAUUAAAUCUUUAAUCAAGAGGACAAAAGAGACUGCAAAUGUGCAUCCAAUGUAUCGUGACCUCUCUCCAAGGUGUAAACGAGGUCCUGCCAUAUUUCACAAGACUGAGUCCCAGGAUCGCUUGGUUGAAGAGCUGCAGGACAAACUGGGCAUCACUAAACAGGAAGAGGAAAAAUGGAAAAGCCAGGAUGACUGGCUGACAGAGGGGGUCAUUAGCACUGCCAGACCCCAGGGGGAAGAACAGAAUGGUGAACAGCAAGUAGAGAAGGUCGUUUUUCCUCCAGAAUCCCCACUCCCCCCCAGGAGGACGGUCUCUGUUCUAGCCUCUUCCCCACUCCAGCCUUCCAAAGAAACUGCAAAGACAGUCCCUGCCAAUGCUGUUCCCUUUCACCUCUCUGACCCUGCACCUCUCCUCCCACCUCAGCCUUCCCAUGUGCCAUCUACCCCAGCUCCUAGUCCAGUCCCUUCUUCUUCCCUCAGCUUGGCUCCCCAGCCUCCCCUCCAGUGGGAAACUUCUAAUGAUGACUAUCAUGAACUUUCUGCUGUGGGCACCUCUCCUUCUGAAGAUCCUGGGCAUUCCUGUUCUCCCCAGACAUGGACCCCUAGCACCAAGACAGUUGUUUCUGUUGGCUGUCAGACUGAAGAUGAUGCUUGCUUCCCACAAGUGCAGGCAGGCUUCUCUCUUGCUCAGGUGACCUCUGCUCCUCCCCUCGUCCGCAGUGCCAACCUGCUGGCUGCGCAGCCUCCCCUGGUGCCCCCCACCCCUGAGAAGUUCAUGGCACAAGGGAAAGCUGGGAGCAGCUCCCCUCCAUCCAUAGCCUCCAAGCCUGGCAGCCAGCUGGAUACCAUGCUGGGAAGUCUCCAGUCUGACCUGAACAAACUGGGUGUAGCUACAGUUGCCAAAGGUGUCUGCGGAGCCUGCAAGAAGCCUAUUGCUGGGCAGGUAGUUACAGCCAUGGGGAAAACCUGGCACCCUGAGCACUUCGUCUGCACCCACUGCCAGGAGGAGAUUGGGUCCCGGAACUUCUUUGAGCGGGAUGGUCAGCCCUACUGUGAGAAGGACUAUCACAACCUCUUCUCCCCUCGCUGCUACUACUGCAACGGGCCCAUCCUUGAUAAAGUGGUGACAGCUUUGGACAGGACAUGGCACCCUGAACACUUUUUCUGUGCCCAGUGUGGAGCUUUCUUUGGACCUGAAGGAUUUCAUGAGAAGGAUGGCAAAGCCUAUUGCCGCAAGGACUACUUUGACAUGUUUGCUCCCAAGUGUGGAGGCUGUGCUCGGGCUAUCCUGGAAAACUACAUUUCUGCCUUGAACACCCUGUGGCACCCUGAGUGCUUUGUCUGUCGGGAAUGUUUCACACCCUUCAUCAAUGGCAGCUUCUUUGAGCACGAUGGGCAGCCCUACUGCGAGGUGCAUUACCACGAGCGUCGCGGCUCGCUCUGCUCCGGCUGCCAGAAGCCCAUCACAGGACGCUGCAUCACUGCUAUGGGCAAGAAAUUUCACCCCGAACACUUUGUCUGUGCCUUCUGCCUCAAGCAGCUCAACAAAGGAACCUUCAAAGAACAGAACGACAAGCCCUACUGCCAGAACUGCUUUCUCAAGCUCUUCUGUUAGAGGCAUCCUAGAUGGGCACUAAGCAUCUUUCUGCCGCCCCCUUGGCAGUUCUGUCUCUCUGAACAUUACUGUGAUUCAGAAACCUUACCAGGCAGGGGAGGGGGGGGGGGGGGGGUUGGGGGGGUUGCUUUCUGCUGCUAUGGAGAGGCAGUAGAUUCAGAGAUGAGACAGACCAUUAAACUGGAAAUGCCCUUGCUGUGUCUCAGUAGAGAGAGGCCGAGUCCCCUCAUGACGGUGUGUGUGUGUCUGUGUGUAUGACUGACAGCUGAGCUUCACUCCAGGGCUCCAACUGGGAGAUUUACCCAGCCCCCUCUUGACAGAAGGAGUCUUUGCCAGUACUUUCAGCCUGUGUCAGCUCCCUGAGCGAUUCCUGACACUUGGAGACAGCACAGCCCUCUACUUUGACACCUCAAUCUCAGGCUUUUGUCUGCACACCUGCAGUCUGAGCAGUAGCACUGGCGAGGGCACCUGUGAUCUCAGUGCCACCCUGUGAUCUCAGUGCCACCUUGGCUCUCCUCACCAGAGCCCCGUGGCACGUGUGACUUUGAGAUCAGAGCAUCCACACAGGCAGCCAGAACCCUGCAAGGGUCUCUCCAGUUCCAUUACACUGUAAGGAGAUGAUACCACUUACUUUUUUUUUCUUCUUUUUUUUUUUUUUUUUUUUUUAGAGGAAUCAAUAUGUUGCUGUGCAGGGUGGUGUUUUGUUUUUUUUUUUCCUUAGUUUGUUAUUCCCUGUCUCUUCUCAAUGCGCUGGAGCAGGAGAAUGGAGUAAGCCCUGACCAUCCCUUAGCACUGAUGUGUGCUCCUGUGGGUGACAUCCUGUGCCAGGCACCUCCAUCAGCACCUGCUCAGGGCAUCUGCUCCCCUUGCCUGCUGCUCCUGGGAGGGAGGAGGAGACACUGUCCCUUCUUCAAAAGCAGGUGCAGAGAGGUUGGAGCACAGGCUUCUUCAUCCACCCUUGUCUUGAGCGAAUGUGACGUGUGUGUGUUCAUCUGGCCUGAAACUCUCCCAUCUAUCAGGGCCUGAAACUGUCAGGAGAGUGGGGAGAAGUGGAGAGGUUUAAGAAGCCAGGAAAAAAAAAAAAAGAUCCAAAGUUUAUAUCCUUUCUUCUUCCUCUCUUUGCUAAUGAGACUUGUCAGCCCUUGGUAUUUCCCUUUUCUGUGCUCUUGUUAAACAUGUUCUACUGAGAGAUGCUAGAGCAAUAACCUUUUAUAUCGACUGUUACUGGUGUAACAAGUCCCUUGAGUCAGGUGUGUGUGGCACACUUGGGAGUUUUCCUAUCAAAGCGAAUACUGUAUCCUGUCUUUGAUAAGAACUGUAGAUUUCUACACUGAUUUUGAAUUCAUACGUAAUUUACUUUUAAUCCUCUUAUACAGAAAUUGGUUUUGAAGUGAUUUUAAGGAAGCAACUUUUAUAUCAAGCUGUGCUGUUCUAGGCAGUAUGCCAGUUGUGCUGGCUUACUGCAUCUGUAACCUCAAUGCUUUGUUAAGCCUAACUAACAUGGAAUAUUUUCUUUUUAUUGUGGGUUGGGAGGGGCUGGAAUCUACGGGGAAGGGAACGUGACUUUUUGGUUUUGGGUUUUAUUUUUCCUAACACAGGCAGGUGAACUGUGAAUAGCUUUCCCCCCCCCCCCCUCCUUUGGGUCACCCAAAAGUGUGGGGUUUUUGGGUUUUAUUGUAACCUGUAAACUGCUGUAUUUGAAUCACCUGCCGUUCUCCCAAAGCCAGCUUCCAGGGUGUUACAGUGAGUCUUAAUAUGAGUCUUAGGGCUGCAAGGUGGGAAAGCUGAGAGCUUCACCCUCAGUUUCUCCUCUUCAGCCACCUGAAACCAGAGCUGGGCUAGCUGGGGAAGAGGGGAGUUCUUUUCUCCUGUGACUAAGGAGAAGAAACUGGGAGAGACAGACUCUGUUCCUGACUAGCUGUGUAGCUUUGGGCCAGUUGCUAAACCUUACCGUGCCUCAGUUUCCCCAUCUGUAAAAUGGGGGCAGUUUAGCCUGGAUUUGUGAGGUUAUGAUGAGGCUUAGUUCAUGUGUGCUAAAGCACUUUUAGGUCUGGAGGGUGCUAUGGAAGGGGAAAUACUGCAUUGAAAGAGCACUGCUUGGGAUGGCUUCUCCAGUGCUACAGCAAAUCCACCCCCCCUGGGCUGUGCUUUUCAGCUUGGCAGGUGCCUUAGGGGCUUGGAGGCAAUCGUGUCAGAAACCAGCCCCACUUCAGGCUGGAAUCUGCUGGUUGCUGUUUUGCUUGGGUCCCUGAAACUGUCACCGGUUUCCUGUCCAAGGGAGCUGCAGUUUGUGGUUGUGAGACCGAGGGGAGCUGUGGGAGCAGGAGAGCUGAGGCUGCAUCAGCUGGGCUCUUGGAAGGUUUGUGAGGUGGGAAACCCCUGGGGUUUGUCUUUUCAUCUUUGAAAUUGGACUUAAAAUGGACACUUCUAAGCUGCUGGAAAGGUCAGCUUCAUUUGGCCCCGCUAAGAGGACGAAAAGCUGUUGUGUUGGGGGUGCUGGAGAGGGGUGAAAAGAUGCUUCUGGCACUACCACUCGUUGUGUGGUGCCUGCAAACUGUGUAAUCAUGUGCCUCAGUUUCCUUGUCUGUGGAGUCUUUAACCUACCUCACUGCUAGUUGAGGCUUGUGGCACGUGUGGAAGACCCUGGGUGCAGGGUGCUGGGCAUUCACAGCACCCGAGGAGGGGGCUUGUCUGCCCCUCGUGCUGAACAGAUCAUGACACACCUCCUCAUGCCCUGGGUUUGUCUGGUUUCUGACUUGGGUGCUGCCCUGCCCAGGAGUGCCUGGUGGGUGCUGGAAUUCAUAUGCAGUUCUGGGGUGGCACGGGCUGUGUGAGCAGCUGGGGAGGGGGCAGCUCCUGGGUGGGGGGGUCUGUCUGUAAAGACCUGAGCUCUGCACGGAGCCCCCUGGGGAAAGGAUUCACACCAGCCCGGGCAGGGGCUGCUCUGCUGGGUCGACAGUUAUUUGAUGUCUUUCUCCCUUGUAAACUUAUAAUUCAGCUUUUUUUUCUUUUUUUUUUUUUGUUUUGGUGCCAUUUACAAUUCUUGCAGUUACGCUAAUAAAAUUUGUACCGUUA